Messenger RNA from Cajanus cajan (pigeon pea), 2415 nucleotides. Its product is annotated as COBRA-like protein 7. The record is from RefSeq and is a predicted model, not a curated record. Gene Ontology annotation, biological process: cellulose microfibril organization. Lineage: Eukaryota; Viridiplantae; Streptophyta; Magnoliopsida; Fabales; Fabaceae. Gene Ontology annotation, cellular component: membrane.
UCAUAAAAAAGGAAAGAACGUUACUCUUUUUCUAUGCCUCGCGUUUCUCUCUCUUUGUUCAAAUUUCGAAUUCGAAACACACCGAAACCCAUACCAAGAUGCUCCUCCGAACCCACAGCUGCCACGUCAGCAGCAUCUUCGCCGCGUUAGCCAUCUUCCUCGCAACGGCGACGUUCGCCGCCGCGCAAUCUUGCAACGGCAUCCAGCUCUCCUACGCUUACACCGGCGGCGAGCGCCUCCCUCCCAACGUCUCCGACGCGGCGAAGCAGCCCUACCGGUUCCAGUCGACGGUGACGGUGCUCAACAACGGCCUCGACGAGCUCAAGUCCUGGAAGGUCUUCGUGGGGUUCGAUCACGACGAGUUUUUGGUCUCCGCCUCCAAUGCGGUGCUCGCCGAUGGCACCACCCUCCCCGCCGCCGUCGGAAACGGCACCGUCUUCGCUGGCUACCCCAUGACCGAUCUCAAGACCGCCGUCGAAACCGCCGGCGACUUGACCCAGAUGCAGGCUCAGAUCAACCUCGUCGGCACCGUCUUCGGGGUGGCGCCGCCCAAUGUUCCCAUGCCGGCGUCCAUCAACCUCGCUAACGAUGGAUUCAUCUGUCGGAAAUCCUCCACUCAAGGGAAGAAUGCGAGUAGUGUGUGUUGCACGAGAGAUCCCAAGUUCAAAACUAACAUAACCACGGAUGAAAAGUUUCUGCCACGUCAGAGUGGUGAUCUGACAAUCAUGUAUGAUGUGAUCAGAACUUAUGAUUCCAAUUACUGGGCUGAGGUUACUAUCGCAAACCAUAACUCCCUUGGGAGGCUUGACAACUGGAGGUUGAGCUGGGACUGGAUGAAUGAUGAGUUCAUUUAUUCUAUGAAAGGUGCUUAUCCUUCUGUUGUGGAUGCUUCUGAUUGUCUUUUUGGGAAGCAAGGUACAUUCUACAAGGAACUUGACUUUGCCAAUGUGUUGAAUUGUGAGAGAAGGCCCACCAUAAUUGAUCUCCCUCCCACCAAGUUCAAUGAUUCUGAGCUUGGGAAGAUUCCCUUUUGCUGCCGGAAUGGUACUAUUUUGCCUCCAUCCAUGGAUCCUAGCAUGUCAGCUUCCAGAUUCCAAAUGCAGGUCUUCAAGAUGCCGCCGGCGCUUAACCGCUCCCAGCUUUCUCCGCCGCAGAACUGGAAGAUAAGUGGUUCACUCAACCCUGACUACAAAUGUGGCCCUCCUGUGCGAGUGAGUCCUACUGAAAAUCCUGAUACAUCCGGCUUACCAUUGAACAAAACCGUGAUCGCCAGUUGGCAGGUUGUAUGCAACAUAACAGUGGCCAAGGGAACAUCAAGCAAAUGCUGUGUCUCGUUUUCAGCUUACUACAAUGAUUCAGUUAUUCCAUGCAAGACAUGUGCUUGUGGAUGCUCCAAGAACACACAGAGGACAUGUAGCACUACUGCUCCAGCUAUGUGGCUUCCACCGGAGGCACUUCUUGUUCCUUUUGAGAACCGAACUGCCAAGGCGGUUGCUUGGGCGAGUCUGAAACACCUCCGGGUGCCAAACCCUAUGCCUUGUAGCGAUAACUGUGGUGUGAGCAUCAACUGGCAUUUGUUCACUGACUACAACAAAGGAUGGAGUGCAAGGGUCACACUUUUCAACUGGGGUGAGACUAAUUUUGCAGACUGGUUUGCUGCGGUUCAAAUGGACAAAGCAGCUGCAGGUUUUGAGAAAAUGUAUUCAUUCAAUGCAACUGCUCUAGAUGGUGUCAACAACACAAUAAUCAUGCAAGGUUUGCCAGGAUUGAACUACCUUGUAGCAGAAACAGAUGGAGCUGACCCUCUGAAAGAUCCUAGGGUGCCUGGUAAACAACAAUCAGUGAUCUCAUUCACCAAGAAAACCACUCCUGGAAUCAAUGUGGCUCGUGGAGAUGGGUUUCCCACUAAAGUCUAUUUCAAUGGGGAGGAAUGUUCUCUUCCUUCAAUCUAUCCAACAAGCAGUGGUUUCAGGAAUGGUUUUUCCUUGGCCACUUCCUUGCUUCUACCACUGUUGCUGAUCCUCUUGACGCUGUAAUAGUGGCUAUGUUUGAUUUCCCGAGACAGGAUUUGAUUCAUAUAUUGACCUCACCACAGAAACUCAGUGGACUUAGUCGUGCUGUUGUAACAUUCAUGCGUGUGUCUGGUUUGGAUGCUGUGGCAGUCAUUGUUCAAUUCAUGUGAUUCUUUCCAGCAUGUUACAGUACAGAAGAUUGUAGAUUUGUGUUAGAUGAUACUUGAUAGAAAUAUAUAUUAUUCCUUUUUAUAUCGAAAGUUUAUUGUUUUUUCUUUCUUUGUUUGCGUUUUAUCUGAGUAGUUCUUUCGUAGAGGGUGGUUAUCACAGGAAAUCAAAUCAUUAUUUGACUAAUGCAAGAGAUUGAGAUUAUGGGCUAAAUGUACUGUCCAUUAAAAAUGUA